Messenger RNA from Python bivittatus (Burmese python), 3987 nucleotides. NCBI's taxonomy places the organism in Eukaryota, Metazoa, Chordata, Lepidosauria, Squamata, Pythonidae. The record is from RefSeq and is a predicted model, not a curated record.
CGUGGUGGGUCUGUUGCUGAUUCGGAUGCUGAAAAUAACAGCUCUGCUGAGCUGAGUGGAAGAUGAUUGUUUCCAUACUAAGCCAUUUGUUCAGGAUCAGCAGCCAGCUUUGAAAAUUUCCCCAUCCUUCUUCCCCUUUCAGUGGACUCUCCACUGUCACGUUCAUAGAUAGAUAGUUUUGUUUAAUUAAAAAAUAAAUGUCUCUGCAGCAGAUCUAAAAUAAGUUAAAAGGGGUAAAAAUGAAUUUUUUCCCCUUAACCUGCAAACAAAGCACAGCCUUGGUUUUGUCUGGCCAAAUGUUAGGCUCUCGUUCAGAUUGUGAACUAAUUGUGACGACGGGGCGUGAAUUUUCAUACGGUAUGUCUUUCUCUGACGUAGGUGGCCUGCUUUAAUGAAGUACUAUAAUCAGACAGAUAGUGUGAAUUGGCUAGAAGAAUACAAAGAACGGGAGAAAGCAGGCUUGAAAGCUCAAAGGAUCGUCGCCUCAUUUUCCAAAAGGUUCUUUUCAGAGCACGUGCCCUGCGAUGGCUUCACUGAUGUCGAGACUCUUGAUUGCCCAAGCCAUUUCUUUGAGGAUGAGCUGAUGUCCAUUCUUAACACAGGAGACAGGAAAGGGCUGACGUGGAAGUACUAUGCAAAGAAAAUUCUUUACUUUCUGCGGCAACAGAACAUUUUAAAGAAACUGAAGACAUACCUUCAGUACUCAGCAGAUGAGCAGUCCUUUUUGGAAGGAGCUGUGCUGAUCGACCAAUACUGUAACCCUUUGUCGGAGAUCUCCCUCAAGGGUAUCCAGGCCCAGAUCGAUGACAUUGUUGCUAAAGUUUGUGAAUUUCUCAAAUCCAAAAAUCCCAGACAUCCAAGUGUGGACCGAAAAGCAGGAGAGGUCUUGAUAGUCUCUCAGGUGGAGCUUCAGAGUCAGGUUCUUGAUGCCAUGAACUAUGUCCUCUACGAGCAGUUGAAAUACCGAGGAAACGAGGUGGAUUAUUACAAUUCUCAGAAUUCAUACAUCCAUCAGGUUUUAAUUCGCAGGACUGGAAUCCCAAUCAGCUUGUCGGUGCUGUAUUUGACGAUUGCCAAGCAGUUGGGUGUCCAGCUCGAGGCAGUCAAUUUUCCCAGUCACUUUCUGCUCAGGUGGUCCCAAGGAAGAGAAAGGAGCACCAAUAUAUUUGACUACACAUACAUCGAUGCUUUUGGGAAGGGGCGGCAGCUGAAUGUGAAAGAAUGCGAAUACUUGAUUGGGCACCAUGUGACGGAGGAAUUCUAUGGCGUGGCCACAGCCAAAGAGGUUCUGCAGCGAAUGGUGGGCAACUUGUUAAAUAUUGGAAAGCGGGAAAGCACUGACCAGUCAUACCAGCUCCUGAGAGACUCUCUGGAUCUGUACUUGGCCAUGUAUCCAGACAACGUGCAGCAUCUAAUGCUCCAAGCUAGAUUGUAUUUCCACCUCGGAAUCUGGCCAGAGAAGCACAUUCAGGCCUUGGACCCAUCCCAACAAGGAGCAGUGGGGUAUUUAGUUCAACAUACCCUGGAACAUAUUGACCGUCGGAAAGAAGAAUUAGGUCCGGAUGUGAAGCUUCAUUUCGAGGAGAAACACAGAGACAUCUGCUAUUCUGUCGGCCUGAUUAUGAAACACAAAAGAUAUGGCUACAACUGUGUGAUCUAUGGUUGGGAUCCAGCAUGUAUGAUGGGACGUGAAUGGAUCCGAAACAUGAAUGUCCACAGCUUGCCGCAUGGUCCCCACCAGCCUUUCUACAAUGUUUUAGUGGAAGAUGGGUCAUGCCGUUAUGCUGCCCAAGAGAAUCUAGAGCCCAACCCAGAACCUCGUGAGAUUCCUCACCCAGACAUCGGUCGUUACUUCGAGGAGUUCGCUGACACAUACUAUGUUGCAAACGCAGAGUUGGAGAUUCGGUACCCUGACGAUUUGGAGCUCACCCGUUUGGCUGCCCAGGAAACUGAUGAGACAGAUGAAUGAGGCCUUUUUUUAAAAAAAUCCCCUUUUUCUGUGCAAGGACAAAAGAGACUUUGUACAGCAGUUGCAAGAAUUUCAACGUGGGGAAGCCACUAGUCUGGGGGAAUUACAUUUUGCUAGCUAGGAGUGAAGCAUUUGUUAUGUAACCCCUCAAUUGUGUUGUGCUGACGCUUGUAAAACAAUGUGGGUCAUGCAAGUUGUAGAGACCGCCUUCUCUACAGGGUCCUCACUGUAUGAAGAACUUCUGGACCUUAAAAGUUCUAAUUCUUGAGAUUUUCAGCGGCCUGCAGAUGGAAGCUGUGGAUGAUUUAUAGGUAGGGCUUUCUGGAAUGAACAUAACAUCUUCCUUCUUCACUCAAGUUUGACUAGCAAUGCAGUGCCAAAACCUUAGGAAUUAUGUUGACACUUCCUUACUCAAAGAUCUCAUAGAAGCAUCGAUGGGAUUGCUCUCCACUACUUCAGGCCGACAACUUGAAUUAGGAAAACUGCAUUGUAUUUUUUCUUUCCUGCAGGUUUUUUGGAGUCACAUUCCAGCACACACACAAUGCCACCUUGGUGAUGAAGCUGAAUAUGAAUAUCAUCCUUUCAUUCUGCUUAUUUGCUGCUUGUUCUCUCCAUAAAGAAAGGACGCACCAUUAUCAUGAACAGUGUAUUUCUCAAACAUAACUUGUGUGGGAGGAAAACAAAGCACAGAAGGACGUAGUGUUAAUGUCUAAAAUUUCCUUUUCUCAGGGAAUAUACAUGAGAUCGGAGUUGGUUGCUUUGCAAGCCAUCUGGCAGAAAAAAAAAAUGAUCAUGCUUAUUUACCUUUCAUCGGGCAUUGUAAAUAUAUAUUGCAAGGCUGUGGAAUAUGUAAUUUCUAAAUUGGUGUGUCUGAGCAGAGUGCAGUUGACACUUGCUGGAUUACGUGUUUAGUGGCACAGGAGGUAAGCUAUUAAUUAUCACAUUGUAAAGGAUAAAAUGAUACACUUCUAUGAUCUUAGUCCUGAAUGUUGCUGUUUGUAGCGGUGAAAUUGGUAUUUUCAGGAUCGCUCUUAAUUUGCAUGCUGUGUUUUCAUACUCUUUGCAAAGCACAUUUCCCUGUGAAAUGUAGCAUUACCUACAGGGAGUGACUUGAAACAACUCGGAGGUUUGAGUGAGAUUGUUGCUCUGGGAACACCUGCACGUCCUUUGACGUGCAUACGUGUUUGGAUUGUGGUUGUGGAGCUGAAUCCACUGGUGGGUUGCAUCAAGCUGAAAUCGUCGUCCCUUGCAACGGCAGCCGCCAAUGGUGAUGACCUCCCUUGAGACGUGAGCGCGCGCCAACUCCCGGGCGCAGGACGACGUCUGAAUCGUCCUAGGAGAUCCAGCAAAGCUGACAACUCAGGUUGCCGAAGUUUGGCCAACGGGGCAAGAAGAAAGCCGUUCUUUCACGGCAACUUUAAAGCAACUUGAAAAGGCCAAAUUGGGUGGGCUGACCUCCUUUGCCGUUCACGAAGUCCAAACCCCUUCUUGUUUGAGGGGUGAAAAUGUUAGCAAUACAGAGUCCAAAAUUUAGCAAUACAUAGUCCCUCUUGUUGUUGGAAAGAUGCUGCAACUGAGAAAUAAGCAAACAAUGAAUCUGCCUCGAACUGCAACUUUUAACCUACAGCUGGCUGUGGGUCCCCUGUUAUUCCGGGUCAGGUGACCCCAAUCAGAAGUGUUUUAAUUUUCCCCUCUGGGUCGUUGGGGGUCUGAUGUUUGCCUGCCAUACCUCCCUCCUCCUGAACUUCUAUUUUUUUUUUUUUCCCUAAAGUGCUUGGAAUUUCUCCUUCGUAUGAAAGUGCUAUAUAAAUACAUGCGUCUCUAUCUAUCCAUCUAGUUAUCUUCAAGCAGUUUUGAAGGUAUUUAAAAAGCAGAAUUUGUACAGCUCAUCAAUACUGUAUGCAGUUUUGAUCAUAAAAUGCACUAUUUUUAGGAUAGUCACAAAUGUAGGGCUCUAUUCCCUUCCUGCCCCCCCCCCCCAGCACUUGAUGUAUUUCUGGAAUAAAAUGUCAGCCUUA